AUGGGAAAGGCUUCACCAGAGCACAGAGGAGCCUCCCCACCCCCUGGGAGCUGCUGCAGCCCCCAGGGAAUCGCCAGCAGCCAUGGCGAGCUGGCCGGGUGCAAGAUGAGCCUGACGACCACACCGGCAGCCAGCGUCGCCUUCUGCCUCCUCUUGUGCGUCCCCUGGGGCAGCUCCUGCCCCCCCAGGUGCCAGUGCACAGAGCGGGCAGGGGCCAAGGCCGUCCUCUGCAGCUCCCAGCACUUGGAGGAGAUCCCCAAGGACAUCCCCAAAGAUGCAGUGUUCCUCAAGCUGGAUGCUAACAGCAUCACCAGGAUCCCCAGCAAUGCCUUCAGGCACCUCUCCCACCUGCAGGAGCUUGACCUCUCCAGGAACGCCAUCGAGAAGAUCGACCGGGCAGCUUUCAAAGGGGUGGCUGCCGGCUUGCGGACCCUCGACCUCUCCAGCAACCACAUCCGCAGCAUCCCCAAGGAGGCCUUGCUGGCGCUCAAUGCCAAGCUCCGGCUGGCCAACAACCCCUGGCACUGCGAGUGCGCCUUGCAGGAGGUGUUGUGGGAGGCGCAGCUGGACCCUGACUCCGUCCAGGACAUCACCUGCCACACGGCCCCCCGGGAGGAGUACGUGGGCAAGCCACUGCUCCAGGUCCUGGAUGCCGGCGUCAACUUCUGCAGUGUACGUCAGAGGACCACGGACGUGGCCAUGUUCAUCGCGAUGUUUGGCUGGUUCGCCAUGGUCAUCGUCUAUGUGAUCUGCUAUGUCCGGCACAACCGAGAGGACACCUGCAAGCAUGUGGAUUACCUGAAGUCACUGCCGAGCACCCAGGGUCACACAGAGACCACCAGCACUGCCCUGUAG
Molecule: messenger RNA, 855 nt
Organism: Mesitornis unicolor (brown roatelo)
Lineage: Eukaryota; Metazoa; Chordata; Aves; Mesitornithiformes; Mesitornithidae
Gene: LRRC3
Product: leucine rich repeat containing 3
Exons: 1
Coding region: 1-855 (284 amino acids)
Molecular function (GO): protein binding
Source: RefSeq, a predicted model, not a curated record